Molecule: messenger RNA, 942 nt
Organism: Impatiens glandulifera
Lineage: Eukaryota; Viridiplantae; Streptophyta; Magnoliopsida; Ericales; Balsaminaceae
Product: VQ motif-containing protein 4
Exons: 1
Coding region: 50-793 (247 amino acids)
Source: RefSeq, a predicted model, not a curated record
UCCCUUCACAAUCAAGAACAUAAUCUUCAUUCUCUCACUAAACCCAUCAAUGGAAACUCCCAUAAACUGUCAACAAGAAUCAUAUCAUCACCAAUCUCUUCUACUUCCAUCUCCAAACAGCCAUAACAGCAGCAAUAGCUCCUCCACCACCAGCAGUUGUAGUCCCAACAACAACAACAUUAAUGGAGUCAACCACCACCAACACCACCACCACCCAUCGCCGACAACUCCCAAACCCAUAACCAGAUCCGAACCAAACAAUCCAUACCCAACAACCUUCGUCCAAGCCGACAUUACAUCCUUCAAACAAGUCGUUCAAAUGCUAACAGGAUCAACCGAAACCGCCAAGAUUGCUUCCGCGGCCAAAUCUGAACCGCCGCCCAAGAACUCCAUCCCUCCUAUCCGAAGCGGACCCAAGAAACAAACCUCAUCCUCAUCCAAACUAUACGAGAGGAGGAACAGCAUGAAGAAUUUCAAGAUUAGCCCGUUAAUACCCAGUUUUAUACACGGAUCCGUCGUCUCUUCAGAGAUUCUCUCUCCCAGUAUUCUUGAUUUUCCGUCUCUGGUUCUUAGCCCUGUUACCCCCCUCAUUCCAGACCCGUUUAACAGAUCUCCGCAGCAUCAUAUUGGUGGUAACUUGAAUAGGGAGGCUGAAGAAGAAGCAAUUGCUAGGAAGGGUUACUUCCUGCACCCUUCUCCUCGUGCGAAUACUCCGAGAGAUUCGGAGCUCCGACUGCUUCCCCUGUUUCCUGUAACAUCACCAAGAGUUUCAGGUUCAUCUUCUUCAUAUUGAAUCAAGAGUAUCGUAUGUAUGUACUUGAUUAUUAUUUAGCCAUUUCCUCCAAUGUACAAUCUUGAUUUUCUUGUUUUUCCAUUUACCUAUUGGUUGUUUGGUUGAUAAAAAAAAGAAAAAAAAAAAGUGAAAUUUCUUCUACUGUUUAA